ACUUGUCUUACAACUUAAACACUAAAGGUUAUUUAUCUCUCUUUCCGUCUUCAGCAAGAUAGAACAAAAGAUGGGGAGCUCAUCAGUCCAAUGCAUCUUCUUUGUGUUCAUCAUUCUCAACUUCAUUUCGCUAUCGACUGCUGCUUCAAGUCAUGGAGAAGUUGAGGAUGAACACGAGUUUAACUACAAGAAAAACGACGAUAAGGGGCCAGAGAGAUGGGGCGAAAUUAAACCAGAAUGGGAGAUGUGUGGAAAAGGAGAGAUACAAUCUCCUAUUGAUCUGAUGAACGAGAGAGUUAAGAUUGUUUCUCAUCUUGGACGGCUUAUUAGAGACUAUGAAGCUUCCAAUGCCACUAUCAAGAACAGAGGCCAUGACAUUAUGCUAAAAUUUGAAGCUGGAGCAGGAAGUAUUAAGAUCAAUGGUUUUCAAUACGAACUCCAACAGCUUCACUGGCACUCUCCCUCUGAGCAUACGGUCAAUGGAAGAAGGUUUGCACUAGAGCUGCAUAUGGUUCACGAAGGCAAGAAUGGGAGAAUGGCUGUUGUGACUGUCUUGUACAAGAUCGGAAGAGCUGAUACUUUUAUUAGAUCGUUGGAGAAGGAACUAGAGGCCAUUACUGAUCUGGAUGACGCAGAGAAACAUGUAAGGAUGAUUGAUCCCAAACAAAUUAAGAUCGGAAGCAGAAAAUAUUACAGAUACAUUGGUUCACUUACCACUCCACCUUGUACCCAGAACGUUACUUGGAGUGUCGUUAGAAAGAUUAGGACCGUGACAAGAGAACAAGUGAGACUUCUCCGUGUGGCUGUACACGAUGUAAGUUUUGUUUUCCCCCCCCUCAACAUUUCACACUUAACAAACAAAAGCAAUGUCGUAUUCUUAAAAUAUAUAUAUCAUAUAACAUCGUUAACUUAUGUUCUCACACUGAUCUCAAUUGCAUAUUUCACAAGUCAAGAUAUAAGUCCAUAGUGCGUAUAUAUGAUAAGCUAAGACCAUGACGUUUUGUCUGUCCAAUUUAUUCACCAAUUUCCAUUAUUUUGAUUAAUAUUUAACAGGACUCGCUGACGAAUGCCAGACCGGUUCAACCAAUCAACAAGCGCGUGGUUCGCUUAUACAGACCAAGAGUUUAGUUGAUGAAGAAGACACUUUACAAGUUCUUACCAAUCUUUAAUUCUUCAUAUAUACACAAAAUAAUGGUUUCACUAGUUACUAUACUGUUUUGAUGUGUAUUUGUUUAUCGUCUACGAAAAAUAAUGACAUUAUAUAAUUAA
Brassica rapa (field mustard) is the source of this 1269-nucleotide messenger RNA. RefSeq names its product alpha carbonic anhydrase 7-like. Gene Ontology annotation, biological process: one-carbon metabolic process. The record is from RefSeq and is a predicted model, not a curated record. NCBI's taxonomy places the organism in Eukaryota, Viridiplantae, Streptophyta, Magnoliopsida, Brassicales, Brassicaceae. Gene Ontology annotation, molecular function: carbonate dehydratase activity; zinc ion binding.